CCACUGGGGAGAUAGACAGGGAGAGGAAGAAUCCAUUCCAUUCCAAGGCACCAACUUACAUGCCCAACUGGUGAUCACAAUUGACAGGAGCUAGCAUAAACCCCCCAUAAGCAGCAAUUUAUCCUCCCGUCUCCUUCAGCCCUCUCACUCUAGCUAGAUUCCAAUUCCAAUUCUCAUCCAAUGGACACUAGCACACAGGCGCAUGCAGCACAUAUAAGUACAGCUUACCCCAUGGCCUCCUCUCAGACACCCAGAUACCAGUACCACAGCUGCAGUGAGCUGCAGUGCUGCACCCUGAAGCCAAUGGUGAAGUUCUCCAAGCAGUUCGAGGGCCAGCUCGUGCCUGAAUGGAAGGAGGCCUUUGUGGACUACUGGCAGCUCAAGAAGGACGUCAAGAACCUGCAGGUCGCCACUGGCGAGGGCGGGGACAAGGCAGCAGCGCCACCGUCGCAGUGGCAGGCACCGGCGGCUGCUAGUCACUGGAUGAUGAGGCUCCCGUUCCUCAAUCCCCACGGCCACCAGAAGGAGAACAACGUCAUACAGGUGCACAGAAAGUUGGCAAGCAGCGGCAACGACGGCGCGGUCGUCGGGGAAGUCUACGAGACGGUGGUUCUGGACACAGCAGGGUUUGCAGGCGCCGAGGCAGAGGCGGCAAGCGCGUUCUUCCAGAGACUGGACGAGCAGCUCAACAAGGUGAACCGAUUCUAUGAGAGGAAGGAGAGGGAGUUCCUGGACCGCGGUGAGUCCCUCAGGCGGCAGCUGCAGAUCCUCGUCGAGCUCAAGGCCGCCGUCACCGAGGCACGUCGGCGCGGGGGCUCGUCAGCAGCAGGGAGUACCGACCAAGAGGACCCAUCGGUCUCUUGCUCUAUUCUGCAUGGAGAUCAAUCCCUCCGAGGCAUUACGGAGCAAGAACAAGAAGGUCAAGAAAAGUUCACCAAAGAUUAUAUUGCAAAGAGCACUGAUGAAGGAGAGGACCAGCUUUCCAUCUCUGGAGGUUUAGGUAACUCGGGAAGGAUUGAUAAGCCAAGAGAAGAAGCUGCCAACAAGAUGAGGACACUCUCAGGAAAGGAGGUCACCUGCCAGGGCAGGAGUGUGAGGAUCAACAUUCCCAUCACCACACCAUCGAGGACUGUCAUCGCCAUCCGUGAACUUCUGUUUGAUGACAUGCUAAGCCAAUCAAGGAAGAUUGGUGGGAUUGGUAGUGAUGGCUGUGAGAAGUUAAGCAUCAACAAGAAAAAGGUGCACCAAGCAGAGAAGAUGAUCAGAGGAGCGCUGGUUGAGCUGUACAAAGGCUUGGGGUACCUCAAGACAUACCGGACCUUGAACAUGGUGGCUUUUGUGAAGAUUUUGAAGAAAUUUGACAAGAUUACAGCGAAGGAAGUGCAGACAACUUACCUGAAAAUAGUGGAGAGCUCCUACUUUAAUAGCUCUGACAAGGCAAUCAGGCUGAUGGACGAUGUCGAGGAGCUGUUUGUGAGACAUUUUGCAACUGGUGACAAAAGGAAAGCAAUGAAGUAUCUGAAGCCAAAUCAAAAAGAAGAAUCACAUGCUACCACAUUUUUCAUAGGACUAUUCACUGGUAGCUUUGUAGCAUUAUUUAUCGGUUACUGUAUCAUGGCGCACAUAGCUGGGAUGUACACUCAGCAGUCAAACAAAGUCUACAUGUCAACAUCCUAUCCUGUCCUUAGCAUGUUCAGCCUCUUGUUCCUGCAUCUCUUCGUCUACGGAUGUAACAUCUUCAUGUGGAGAAAGACACGCAUAAACUACACAUUCAUAUUCGAAUUCACACCUACCAAAGAGCUUAAGUAUCGUGAUGUGUUUUUGAUAUGCACUACCUCUAUGACGAUUAUUAUUGGUGUCAUGUUUGCACACCUGACACUCAUUGUCAAAGGGUAUUCUUCAAGUGCAGUCCAAGCAAUCCCAGGAUGCCUACUUCUGGUUUUCACAUUAAUAUUGGUCUGCCCUUUCAAAAUCCUCUACCGAUCAAGUCGUUAUCAAUUCUUAAGAGCAAUCAGGAACAUCAUUCUAACCCCCUUUUACAAGGUUGUCAUGGUCGAUUUCUUCAUGGCUGAUCAGCUUUGUAGCCAGGUACCACUUCUUAGGAGCCUGGAGUACCUGGCAUGCUAUUACAUAACCAGCAGCUAUAAGACACAAGACUAUGGAUACUGCACAAGAGUGAAACAUUUUCGAGAUUUGGCUUAUGCAGUAUCCUUCCUGCCGUACUACUGGAGAGCUAUGCAGUGUGCAAGGAGAUGGUUUGACGAAGGGGAUAUAAACCACAUUGUCAACCUUGGGAAGUAUGUGUCAGCGAUGCUUGCUGCAGGAACAAAAGUCGCAUAUGAGAAUGAUAACAGUGCUGGAUGGCUGUCACUAGUCGUAAUCGUGUCAAGUAUCGCCACUAUCUACCAACUCUACUGGGACUUUGUCAAGGACUGGGGCCUUCUACAGUUUAACUCCAAGAACCCUUGGCUUCGUAACGAUCUGAUACUUAAACAAAAAUACAUUUAUUUCAUAUCCAUGGGUUUGAACCUUCUUCUGAGGCUUGCUUGGCUUCAAACUGUCAUCCACCCUAACAUUGGAAGCCUGGACUCAAGAGUGACUCUGUUCUUUUUGGCAGCUCUUGAGGUGAUUCGACGAGGCCAUUGGAACUUCUACAGGUUGGAGAACGAACACCUAAACAAUGCAGGCAAGUUCAGAGCUGUGAAGGUUGUUCCACUCCCCUUUCAUGAAGUCGAAGAGGACUAACAGCAUGGGGUGUCACUGCAGCAGAUUCUAGGGUUGCAGAACUCCUAAAACAGUUCAGAUGUAUCACCAACUAAUGUUAGAAAUCAUGCAUUACACUACUAUAAUUCGAUUCAUUUUUGGUGUGACAAAUAUAGCGCCUUCAAACGUUCGGUUUGGAGAAGUGAUAUGCAAAUAAUUACACUACAUAAAGUGAACACAUUAGUCCCAAUUAGUUCUCAAUGUAAGAAUUGGUACUGAUAACAUGUAAGCCGAAGUCAGAUCACUUCAUGAGAACAUCCAAGUAAUAGUUGCUCUACAGUUCUCUUUUGCCUGUUCCACCCAUCUUGUAAUUUGGAUAUCUGGGAAAUGUAAUUACAUCUUGUUACUGGUA
Lolium perenne is the source of this 3115-nucleotide messenger RNA. Its product is annotated as phosphate transporter PHO1-3. Gene Ontology annotation, cellular component: membrane. The record is from RefSeq and is a predicted model, not a curated record. Gene Ontology annotation, biological process: cellular response to phosphate starvation. Lineage: Eukaryota; Viridiplantae; Streptophyta; Magnoliopsida; Poales; Poaceae.